Quercus robur (English oak) is the source of this 3899-nucleotide messenger RNA. RefSeq names its product disease resistance protein RPV1-like. Lineage: Eukaryota; Viridiplantae; Streptophyta; Magnoliopsida; Fagales; Fagaceae. Bases 195 to 3899 code for a protein of 1234 amino acids. The record is from RefSeq and is a predicted model, not a curated record. The transcript is spliced from 5 exons. Gene Ontology annotation, biological process: defense response. Gene Ontology annotation, molecular function: ADP binding.
UUUAGUCAACAGAUUUGAACAACUAAUAUCUACCAUAUUUUUCAUGGGACCUAUUAAUCGAUCAUCAUAUCUUGUUCUCUCUUCAUUGCAGUCCUCUCUCUACAGCUGUCGAAAGCAUUGCGGGACUAAUAUCACGAAAAUUGAGUCGUGAAUUCUCAGAAGUUACUGAGGGCUUGGUUGAAAUAGAAUCUCCAAUGUUGGAAUUGGAGUCAUCUUUAGCUUUUUGGUUAAAGGAUGAGGUUCGCUUUAUAGGAAUUUGGGCGAUGGGGGGAAUGGGGAAGACAACCCUCGCCGAAGUUGCCUAUAAGAUGUUUUCUAAAGAAUUUGAAGCUUGUUGUUUUAUUGAGAAUGUUAGGGAAAAAUAUGAAAAGAAAGGUGAACUUUCACUACAAAAAAAUCUUAUUUCUCAAAUAUUAAAUGACAGAAAUUUGAAUAUAAAAAAUAAAUGUGAAGUAGAACAGGUGAUCCAGAAUAGGUUACGUGGUAAAAGGAUUUUUCUUGUUCUUGAUGAUGUAAAUGACUUAAACCAGUUACAGAAGUUAGCUGGGAAGCGGGAAUGGUUUGGUCCUGGUAGUAGAAUUAUCAUAACAACAAGAGAUAAACACUUGUUAGAGACACAUUUAAUAGAUAAAAUAUAUGAAGUUAAAGCAUUGAAAAAUGAAGGGGCAUUUCAUCUUUUUUAUUCAAAAGCUUUUAAAAACAAACUUGUCCCAGAUGAAUAUUUAGAACUGUCCAAAGGUUUUUUGAAUUAUGUUGGCGGUCAUCCCUUAGCUCUUACCGUUUUGGGUUCAUUUUUGUAUAAAAGAAGUGUUGUUGAAUGGGAAAAUGAGUUUCAGAAGCUCAAAGAACAUCCCAAGCCAAAUGUUAUCCGAGUACUAAAAAUAAGUUAUGAUGGACUUGAUGGGCAGGAUCAAGAAAUAUUCAAAGAUAUUGCAUGCUUCUUUAAUCGCAAGAAGAAAGAUUAUGUAGUACAAAUACUAAAAAAUCAUCUGGGCCGCUAUCCUUUUAUUGGAUUAAGCAAUCUCAUUGACAAAUCUUUGUUGAAAAUUUCUAAAUAUAAUGAAUUGUGGAUGCACAAUUUAGUAGAAGAUAUGGGUAGGGGAAUAGUUCGUCAAGAGUCCCCUGAGCCUGGGGAGCGCAGUAGACUAUGGCUUUAUAAGGAUAUUGAUCAUGUGUUGAAAAACAAUACGGGAACAGGAAAUGUUCAAGCCAUAGAUAUAGAGGGAGCCAGGGAUACAAGAAUUUAUCAUGAAGAAAAAGAGGCAUGUUGUAGACCACAAAUGUUAGCUCCAUUAUUGACACUUCAGGGGUGGGUAUGGACUUUCACAUCAUCCAAAAAACCAGAAGGGCUACUUUGGAACCCUAAAGCCUUUUUGAAGAUGCACAAUCUUAAAUUUCUAAGACUUUGUAGUAUUUCCCUGCAACUUGACACUUUACCUUUACCUAAUAAUUUAAGCUAUUUGGAAUGCAAUGAUUAUCCUUUAAAAUCAUUGCAUUCUUUGCCAGCUGGGCUUGUUGAACUUCGUUUGCCGCGUAGCAAAAUUGAACUACUUUGGAGAGGAAAGAAGAUUUUUAGAAAUUUAAAGUCCAUUAAUAUGGAUGGCUCCUCGGACCUGAUUACCAGCGCUAACUUCAAUGGAGUCCAAAAUCUUGAGGAAUUAGUUCUUGCAAGGUGUCCAAAUUUACGCGAGCUUCACCCAUCCAUCGGAAAACUGAAAAAGCUUAAACUUCUUGAUCUACAAGAGUGCCCAAAACUAACUAGUCUUCCAGACAAGUUUGAAAUGGAGUCUCUUGUGACUCUUAAUCUUACUCAUUGCUUAAAAGUCAAGAAAAUUCCAGAAUUUGUAGGAAACAUGGAUCUCUUACAAGAACUUCUUUUAGAAGGCACUGCUAUUAUAGAAUUACCUUCAUCAGUUGAAUGUUUGACUAGCCUUAAUAUUUUGAUCUUGCAUAAUUGCAAAAAUUUAGUGUGUCUUCCUAACACCAUUUGUAGCUUGACAUUGCUUAAAAAUCUUGAUCUUUUUGGAUGCUUAAAAUUUGACAAAUUGCCAGAGGACUUGGGGAAUCUUGUAAGUCUAAAGAAGCUUGAUUUGAGUGGAACAGCUAUAAAAGAGCUGCCUUCAUCAGUUGAAUUUUUGAUUGGCCUUACUUCAUUGGAUCUAACAGAUUGCAAAAAUUUUGUGCUUCUUCCAAGCACCAUUUGUAGUUUGAAGUCACUAGAUGAAAUUAUUCUUUCUAGAUGCUCAAAAUUUGACAAACUGCCAGGGGACUUGGGGAAUAUCAUAAGUCUAAAGAAGCUUGAUUUGAGUAGAACAGCUAUAAAAAAGCUGCCUUCAUCAGUUGAAUUUUUGAUUGGCCUUACUUCAUUGGAUCUAACAUAUUGCAAAAAAUUUGACAAAUUACCAGAGGACUUGGGGAAUAUCGUAAGUCUAAAGAAGCUUUGUUUGAGGGGAACAGCUAUAAAAGAGCUGCCUUCAUCAGUUGAAUUUUUGAUUGGCCUUACUACAUUGGAUCUAAGAUGUUGCAAAGAGUUUGUGCUUCUUCCGAGCACCAUUUGUAGUUUGAAGUCAUUAGAUGAAAUUUUUCUUUCUGGAUGCUCAAAAUUUGACAAAUUGCCAAAGGACUUGGGGAAUAUCGUAAGUCUAAAGAAGCUUAAUUUGAGUGGAACAGCUAUAAAAGAGCUGCCUUCAUCAGUUGAAUUUUUGAUUGGCCUUACUACAUUGGAUCUAACAGAUUGCAAAGAAUUUGUGCUUCUUCCAAGCACCGUCUGUAGUUUGAAGUCACUAGACUCAAUACAGCUUUCUGGAACAGCUAUAAAGGAGUUGCCUUCAUCAAUUGAAUUUUUGAUUGGCCUUACUUUAUUGUCUCUAAGAGAUUGCAAAAAGUUUGAGCUUCUUCCAAGCACCGUCUGUAGUUUGAAGUCACUAAACAAAAUAUGGCUUUCUAGAUGUCCAAAAUUUGUCAACUUGCCAGAUAACAUUGGGAAUCUCAAACGUGUGAAUUGGCUUGAUCUCGAAGGAACAGCAAUAGAAGUGUUGCCAUCAUCUGUUGGACGUUUGGCUGCCCUUUCUUAUUUAAGCCUAAAAAAUUGCAAAAAUCUUGUGUGUCUUCCAAGCACCAUUUGUAAUUUGAAGAGAGUAGGGUAUCUUAUUCUUACUGGAUGCUCAAAAAUUACCAACUUGCCAGAGAACUUGGGGAAUAUGGAAAACCUAAGCGAUCUUUUUUUGGAUGGAACUGCUAUAAAAGAGUUACCUUCCUCCACCAUUCACCUUAAAAGGCUCAACAAAGUAUCUUUCGAGGGAUGUCAAUUGUCAUCAUCUUCAUUGACUUCUAUGCCGAGAAGUAAAACGAUAGAUCUCAGUGACUGCAACCUUUCGGCAAUUCCAAGCGGUAUUGACCGCUUCUCUAGAACGGAGCUUCAAAAUUUAUAUCUAAUGGGAAAUGAUUUCGUUUCCCUUCCUGAAAGCAUCUCUCAAUUCUCUAGACUAGAAUAUCUUUACUUGGAUGGUUGCAAAAGCCUUCGAUCAUUAUCAAAUAUUCCGUCAAGAGUUUAUCAUAUAUAUUUAGGCAAUUGUACUUCACUGGAGAGAUUGCCAGAACCACCAAUUGAUUUCUUUUCAUUUUUUGGGAAAUUCACUGUCCAGUGUUUCAACUGCUUCAAAUUGGCUUACAAUAUUCAAACCUUCAGUAACAUUUUUCAGGGACAAAGUAGUCAACAAUUUGAGAAAUGUUAUAUUAUUCCUGGAAGGGAAAUUCCGAAAUGUUUUUCCAAGAACAAUUGCCGCUUUCCGAAAACUCCUGGCUGCUUUAUUGAUGAGAAGGGAUUCCAUCAAGUUGAGCUUGAAAUAGUUACCCAGGGCGGCGUGGAGGUGGAGAAAAUUGGGUUUCGUGUGGUAUAA